CAUGACCUCACUCAAACUACACAUUCGGAAAAAAGCUCCAUGAGAAAUGUUCACACUUCAGCUGACAACAAUUCCCUCUUCAACUAGAGAAAACAUGUUUAGAGUACGACGACUGCAAAAUAAGCCGCCGUGGGGCCGAAGAAAGUUGAGAGUACCAGCACUUUGAUAAAAAAAAAACGAAAAAAAGCUUGUCUCCAAGUCAACUUCAUGGUCUGAAACCGGAGGAGGAAACUGGAGGCGACAGCUCUCAGGAAGGCGAAAAGGGUACAUCUUGUGAGACGAUGUCGGCCGACACCGGAAGAUAUACCGGUGGUGAAAUGGUUUGCCCGCGACUUUCACACGAAUCAACCGACUACGACCAACUACCGACUACGAGCGGUACCACUGGCUUAUACGGCGUCGGAUGGGUGCUACAAAUUGACGCUGGCUUGUUGACCUCCCAGAACAAAUACCUCUGCACCAGCGCUGUCCAUAUGCUGCCGACAUGAUGAGGCGUUCAAGCGUGCUGCAAGAUAAUCCACCGUGGGGGCCAAAGAAAGCUGCGAGUGCCAGCACUUUGAUAAAAAAAGAUCAUCUUCAAGUCGCCACGGACUACAAAGGCGGGUGCACGCAAAUUUUUCCGAUUUAUGCAGAUCCCAAAUACAGAUCAGCAAGUACCAGAAGGCCGAUAAAGACUUUGUGUGGUCCCUGUGGAAACGCCUGCAAGUGGCCAAUCCAGACUUGACCCAGGCUGUGAGUUUGGUGGUUGAGCGUGAGAAGUACAAAGCGGAGAUGAAGGACAGGAAAGUGCUGGAGAUCCUCCAAACCAAGGACUACGAGAUACAGGAUCUGAAGGAGCAAGUGUCAGGGCAGCAGCAAAAGAUCAGCAAGCUACUCCAGAGUCGGACAGUCACGGACGACGAGGGUUCUUUAAUGAAGAGCGAGCUGGAAGCUGCGCGUCAACAGCUGCUCGGCAAGAGCACGGAACUUGAGGAAUGGAAGACGCAGUGUAGGAGGAGAGAGGAGGCGGCGCAGCAAGUGGUCCGGGCUCUCGAGGAGGAGAAAGAGGGAUUAACGUCCCGCUGUGUCGCCCUGCAAGCUGACCUGGAAGAGAGAGAGAGGCAGGCCAGUGACCACCGUGACCAGAGGGAGGCUGCCCAGGCCAGAGUCAAGGAUUUGGAGGAAGAGUUGGGACGAGCCCUGCUGGAGGUAUCCAGGUUGCAGAACAAGAGUAGCUCUUUGGCAGCUUGCAUAACUAUCAAAGAACAGGAGGUGGCAACAAAAGAGGAUCAGCUCCAUAAACUUGGCUGCGACUUGGCAGAAGUGCAGACGUUGUACAAACGGAGCACAGAGCAUGCGGCGGCACAAAGCCAUCUGAUCAAGCAACUGGAGGGACUCAACCUGGACACGCAGAGAGUGCUGAGGAACCAGGAAGAGGUGCAUACUGCUGACAACACCUCCUGUCAGAGGCUGUACAGCGAGCUGAGUCAGUGCUACCAGACCCUCAUGUCGAGCGAGGCCAAGCUGCGCCAGAGCCACCAGGAGCUGAGCAGCCAGCUGGCUCAGAAAGAGCAGCAGAUACUACAACUGCAGGCCCAGCUGCAACAACAACAAAAACAGCAGCAGGAGGAGCAAUUUCCAUCGCGACCACCGGCCCAGCAGACCACAAUUUGUACCUCAACCCAAAGACAAACCAACUUGAAAGCAGCGGUACCUGAGCAGGCCCUCGCCGCAUCCCGGAGGCGUGAUUGUGAGUUGCCAGAGGACAAGGCCCUGCAGCGCACCUCUCCUGCCAGAAGGCAGCAGGGUGCACCUGUGCAGCGAUCCCGGUCUCUGUCCCCGGCCAGCAGUGCCGAGUUUGAUCGCGGGAGAAGACGAGGUGCACAACAAAGGAUGGAAGACCUUGAGGAGUUGCUCCAAUUGAAGAUGGAAGAGAACGACGAACUGAGGAAGGCUCAUGAUAGGCGACGCGAAAGACUGUGCGUGGUUCAGAAAAACUACAAAGCCGUUAAUGACCAGCUGAAGCAGUCGCAAAAAGCAGACGACGUGCCUCGUGGAAGGAUGCCACGGGCCGAGCCAUGGCAGCUAAGACAAGAGGACAGUGAUGCCGUGUGGAACGAACUCACCUACUUUAAAAACCUCACAAGGAAGCUUACCCUGGAAAGGGCCGACUUAGACGAGGAGCUGGACAUGCUGCGGGUCCAGUCCGCAAUGGACCGGGCCACUGUGAAGGAAUUCCACCUGCGUCUCACUGAAGAACACCAGGAGCUGCUCGGCAAAGUGGUGGAGGAGCGCCGGGUCAAAAGAAGCACUCCGAAAAAGCCCUCCGUUUCUUCGGAGCGAUUGGAAGAGUCGUUCAAAAAGAUCCAGCAGCUGGAGCAAAGGAUGAUGUCCCUUGAGGGGGAGACGGCACGGCUGAGGGAAGAGAAACAGCAGCUCCUUGAGGCCAAUGAAGACUUGGCCCACGACUGCUGCAGACUCCAAGCCUCGCGGGAUCACCUGCAAGACCUCAACUCACAGGCCUCGGCCCAGUGGGAACGGCAUCGCGGCGAGAUCGUGGCUCUGGAAGCCCGGCUGGCCGCCUCUCGGAAAGAGUCCUCCGAGCUCCGUCAUCGGCUGCUGAAGCUGAGGCAGGAGUUGGGCAUUCUCCGUGCGGCCCGCGACUUCUACAGGAACCGAACGGCGGGAGCCUCGCGAGCCGGCGGGAGCGCCGGCAGUAUUAGCGGCAAAGCUAAGUUGAAAACAAUUAAGCUCAGGGGUUCCAGCCGCCGAAGCGUCAUCCCCAAUCAAGCCAUCAGCUGGCGAGGCCGCAGCCCGAGUCCCUCUAAGGACGAGUGGGAGGACAUGAGCGGCGAGAGGUAAUGA
Entelurus aequoreus (snake pipefish) is the source of this 2844-nucleotide messenger RNA. RefSeq names its product centlein-like. Gene Ontology annotation, biological process: protein localization to organelle; centriole-centriole cohesion. The record is from RefSeq and is a predicted model, not a curated record. The transcript is spliced from 22 exons. Gene Ontology annotation, cellular component: centriole; centrosome. Bases 772 to 2841 code for a protein of 689 amino acids. Lineage: Eukaryota; Metazoa; Chordata; Actinopteri; Syngnathiformes; Syngnathidae.